Messenger RNA from Oryctolagus cuniculus (rabbit), 5566 nucleotides. It is a transcript of the gene DHX33, whose product is annotated as DEAH-box helicase 33. Gene Ontology annotation, molecular function: double-stranded RNA binding; ATP binding; helicase activity. NCBI's taxonomy places the organism in Eukaryota, Metazoa, Chordata, Mammalia, Lagomorpha, Leporidae. Gene Ontology annotation, biological process: positive regulation of transcription by RNA polymerase I. Gene Ontology annotation, cellular component: intracellular anatomical structure; nucleolus. The record is from RefSeq and is a predicted model, not a curated record.
GAGGAAGGGGUGGUGCCGGCUUGCUGUCAGCGCCCGCUACCGGCAGCGGCCGCCCGCGCUCGCGCCUCCCGCCUCCCGCCUCCCGCCUCCCGCCUCCCGCCGCGGCGCCCUCCCGACAUGCCGGAGGAGGCGGGCUUCCCGCCGGCCAAGAGAUUCCGGCCGGCCUCUGGGCCUCCGAGCCGCCCCGGGUCCUACCCUCCCGGGAGGCGAGUGGUGAUGCUGCUGGCUGCGGGCGGCAAAGGCGGAGGAGGGGGCCGGAGGCAGCCGCCGCCCCUGGCCCAGCCCUCGGCCAGCCCCUACCGCGAGGCCGUGGAGCUGCAGCGCCGGAGUCUGCCCAUCUUCCAGGCGCGGGGGCAGCUGUUAGCCCAGCUCCGCAACCUGGACUGCGCCGUCCUCAUCGGGGAAACAGGCUCUGGGAAGACGACUCAGAUCCCGCAGUACCUGUAUGAAGUGGGGAUCGGCCGCCAGGGCGUUAUUGCUGUGACCCAGCCCCGCCGCGUGGCUGCCAUCUCUCUCGCCACGAGGGUCUCAGAUGAGAAGAGAACUGAACUCGGGAAGCUGGUUGGCUACACGGUGCGCUUUGAGGAUGUCACCUCAGAGGACACCAGGAUCAAGUUCCUGACGGACGGCAUGCUUCUGCGCGAGGCGCUCUCCGACUCCUUGCUCCGCAAGUACAGCUGCGUCAUCUUGGAUGAAGCCCACGAGCGGACCAUCCACACGGACGUGCUCUUCGGGGUGGUGAAAGCGGCACAGAGGCGGCGCAAGGAACUGGGGAAGCUGCCCCUCCAGGUGAUUGUGAUGUCCGCAACGAUGGACGUGGACCUGUUCUCUCAGUAUUUCAACGGCGCUCCUGUCCUCUACCUGGAGGGCCGGCAGCAUCCAAUCCAGGUGUAUUACACCAAGCAGCCUCAGCAUGACUACCUGCACGCGGCCCUGGUCUCAGUCUUCCAGAUCCACCAGGAGGCCCCUUCUUCUCAGGACAUCCUGGUGUUCCUCACUGGUCAGGAGGAGAUUGAAGCCAUGACUAAGACCUGCCGGGACAUCGCAAAGCACCUCCCAGACGGCUGCCCCGCCAUGCUGGUCCUUCCGCUGUAUGCCUCCCUGCCCUACGCACAGCAGCUCCGGGUCUUCCAAGGGGCCCCAAAGGGCUGUCGCAAAGUGAUCAUUUCAACUAACAUCGCAGAAACCUCCAUAACCAUUACAGGAAUAAAAUAUGUGGUUGACACGGGCAUGGUCAAAGCAAAGAAGUAUAACCCUGACAGUGGUCUCGAGGUGCUGGCUGUGCAGCGCGUGUCCAAGACCCAGGCCUGGCAGCGCACUGGGAGGGCUGGCCGGGAGGACAGUGGCGUCUGUUACCGGCUCUACACAGAGGACGAGUUCGAGAAGUUUGAAAAGAUGACGGUGCCAGAAAUCCAGAGGUGUAACCUGGCGAGUGUCAUGCUUCAGCUCCUCGCCAUGAAAGUCCCAGACGUGCUCACCUUUGACUUCAUGUCCAAGCCGUCUCCAGAUCACAUUCAGGCGGCCAUUGCCCAGCUGGACUUGCUGGGGGCUCUGGAACAUAAGGACGACCAGCUCACCUUGACCCCGAUUGGAAGGAAGAUGGCAGCGUUUCCUUUAGAGCCCAGAUUUGCCAAGACCAUCCUGCUGUCGCCCAAGUUCCACUGCACAGAGGAGAUACUGACCAUCGUGUCCCUGCUGUCCGUGGACAGCGUCCUCUACAACCCUCCUGCCCGGCGGGAUGAGGUGCAGGCCGUGCGCAGGAAGUUCCUUUCCAGCGAGGGGGACCACGUCACCCUGCUCAACAUCUACCGGACCUUCAAAAACCUCGGCGGCAACAAGGAUUGGUGCAAAGAGAAUUUUGUCAACAGCAAGAAUAUGAUGCUGGUAGCCGAAGUCAGAGCACAGUUGAGGGAAAUCUGCUUAAAGAUGUCGAUGCCCAUGGCGUCCUCCCGAGGGGACAUGGAAAGCGUCCGCCGCUGCCUGGCCCACAGCCUCUUCAUGAACACCGCCGAGCUUCAGCCCGACGGCACCUACGCCACCACGGACACCCACCAGCCGGUGGCCAUCCACCCGUCGUCUGUCCUCUUCCACUGCAAGCCAGCCUGCGUCGUGUACACGGAGCUGCUGCACACCAACAAGUGCUACAUGCGCGACCUCUGUGUCGUGGACGCCGAGUGGCUGUACGAGGCUGCCCCCGAGUACUUCAGGAGGAAGUUGAGGACAGCCAGAAACUGAGCCGCUCAGGGUGCUGUCCGUGCUGCUCCUGCCCGGGCCUUGGACGCCCGCUGCCCUCACGGCAGGCUCUCCGGUUGGCCCCUGGGGCAGCUGCACGUCUCCACACAGCUGAGCGUGCCUGGCUUCCAGAAGCAGGAAGCUCAGCCUGGACUGUGUGCAUGUGGACCUGCACUUACUGUGCUUUUGGUUCCUGCCGGUGACUGCAGGGGGCUCGUUUCCUCAUCUGCCAAGUGGGGGUCAUAAGACUUUUUUUUUCCCCCAAAGAUUUAUUUAUUUAUUUGAGAGGCAGAAUUGCAGAGAGAGGGAGAGACAGAGAGAGAGAGGUCUUCCAUCUGCUGGUUCAUUCCCCAAAUGGCUGCAAUAACGAGGGCUAGGCCAAUCCAAAGCCAGGAGAUUCUUCCCGGUCUCCCAUGUGGGUGCAGGAGCCCAAGCACUUGGGCCAUCUUCCGCUGCUUUCCCAGGCCAUUAACUGGGAGGUGGAUCAGAAGAGGAGCAGCUAGGACUUGAACCCAUGCCCAUAUGGGAUGCUGGCUCCUCAGGCGGAGGCUUAACCUUCUACGCCACAGUGCCAGCCCUUAUAAGAAUUCUCACUCACAGGAUUGGGCCAUGAAGUGUAGAGAACAUGGAUGGAAAUUACCCAGAGCCAUGCCCGGCAUGGGCUACACAUCUGAUGAGUCGUGAGCCAUUAUGCUUAACCUUGCUGCUCACUACCCAGUGUAAGCGAAGUACAACAAAACCCCCUGCAUUCUUGGGACCAAAGCGGGCCUUCUGGAAGGAGGCUGCCAUUGGGGGUUGCCGUGCCUGGAUGCUGUCCCUGGUCCUAUUUGAAGGUCUGUCUGUGGGAGACUGAAAUAGCAGCCCUAAGACAUGGCGUGCUGUGGGCGGUUCUGGAGGAGGUGCUGUUGUCUGUCACCUACUGGGGUGGCCGUCUGUGUGGAACCUCGGGUCUUAGGAUGCGCGCUGCCCUGUGUCUGCCUCCAGGCAGGGGCCACUAAAGGAGUCCCCCGACCCUCGUGCCUCCCUGGCACAGAUCCCCAUCAGUGGUUUUGGAGGACGUGUACAUUUCCUAGGCAAAGGCCAAUUUGUAUCUUGUGAAUAUAUCAAGUACAGGCAUGGGAAACUGACCGCAGGGCCUCCCACAUACCCAGCUGUGGUUUUCCCUCUGAAGGAGCCCCGGGCCUCCUGUGAGCCUGAGGAAUGGCCAGCCCUGUGCUCCUUUCCAGCUGCUGCUCCUUGGGCAGGCCCCUGGUCAGAGCUGCCAGGGAUAGGGCGCGAGGGGCACUGUGCUUGAUCAGUGAGAACCCAGAGAGCGACAGUCCCUCCCCCAUGUCUGGUGUGUUGUUGUUUUUUGUUUUAAGAAGUCUUUUUUGUUGUUGUUUUAAGAAGUCUUUUUUUUUUUUUUUUAAAGAUUUAUUUUAUUUAUUUGAAAGGCAGAGUUACAAAGAGAGGCAGAGAGGUCUUCCAUCUGGUUGUUCACUCCCCAAAUAGCCACAACGACCCGGAGUCUGGAACUCCAUCUCAGUCUCCCACGUGGGAGGCAGAGGCCUGAGCACUUGGGCCACCUCCCGCUGCUUUCCCACCGGCAUUAGCAGGGAGCUGGUUUGGAAAUGGAGCGGCCAGGACUGGAACCAGUGUUCAUAUGGGGUGCCUGUGUUGCAGGCGGUGGUCCUUACAUUGCAGUUUAGUUAUUCGCUGUGAUCUUUUUUUCCUUCUUCGUAGGAAGUCGGGGGCAGUGUGGCUUUGCUCCUUCCCGACUGCCCAGCCCUUGUUGUCUGCGUUUGUUGGGGGGGCAUUGAGGGUCUCCACAGUCUCUUCCUGUCCAGAUAUUUUGAGAAGGGAAAGACACUAAAGGUUCUUCUCAGCUAUGUCAUCAUCAAAAACAAAUGCUCUUUCCCCAGGGAGAGUCUGGCCUGGCAAGAUCUGUCCUCUUAUUGUGUGGCAUUUUGUCACUGUUUACCAAAUGCGUCAUCUGGCUGCUAAGCAGGGAGCAGACCUGCCUCAGAGGCUCUGCAAAGACAGCGCAGUCUCCACCCUGGUGGGGGGGGAGGGACCGGGGGGCACCCCCACUGCAGCGUCUCAGCUCUCUCCAGGUGUGUGUGUCCAGUCCUGCCCUGUCAGCAUGUGUGCCCGAGCCACCAGCCCUCAACACUCAGGUUUUCAGCCAGGUUUCUGGGGUGUCAGCACAUGUGGUUUAGUUGUGGUGACAGUGAUCACAUGUAGAUGAAAUGGGAUGUGACUGAUCCUAUAUACCUCACCUCACAGUGUGGCUUUUCCACACGUUGCUGACUUUCUGGAGUUUUCCAGACAGUUCUUUCUGUUUUGUUUUUAGUGUAUUUUUCUCAUUCAUUUAAUAGAAAGCAAGGAUGUUUAGCCGAAGCUGACGAAAGAAAUAUAGUGUAUUUUAAAUAAAACAUUGGUCAUUCUGUUAAAAAGAAAUGGGAGGUGGGGGAUAAUUUAUUAGGCUCCUCAGCAAAUCCUCUAGCGAGAGGUAUUCUCCAGGUCAGGUAAAACUCACCUUGCGUAAUUUAUAUCCGGCUUAAGCACCCGAGAAGUUUCCAGAGACUCAUGUUCUUCUCCGGGGGGCAGAGGAUGCAAACAGCUUCUAAGUAGCUUUCAUGUUUCAGUACAGAAAUAUGUUUACCCCUGUAACACUGAGGUAGUUUUUAAUACAGUAUUUAGUUUUCUAUUGGGCUUUUAAGGAAGUUAUUUUUUUAUCGUAGCUGCUCAGGGAUGAAUCCAGGUUGGAAAGCCCACCCUAGCUCCACGUCACUAACACAGAAAUAAGACCUGUCUGUCGAGCUGCAGGGGAUGCUACACCUUAAACUUAGCGCUUUCACAGUGAGACUGCACCAUAGCCCCGAGCUACCCUUUCCCACCUCCUCUGAGCGGCUGUGUGCAAACUGUGUUCAAGCAGGCGGCGUGGGGCGUGGCUCAGGCGGCUGUCCUGCUUACAUCAUCACAGAGGGUGAAACGUGGGGUAGGGCACCUUUCCUUACAAGGGCGAGGACCCCAAUCCCUGUCCUUGAUAAAAAGCUUUCAUGCUGCAAACCUGCUGACUGGGAAGGAGAUGCCAGAUGCGGACAAGGUUUUGCUCGGGGAGGGAAACUGCACUGUGAUACCUAAAUCCUCCGUCCACUACGGAUGUGGCCAUGCAUCUCUGACACCAGUGCUUUAGCAUAAGAGAAAGCACGGGCCCCGUGGGCGAGAAUGUUAUGUUGUAUUUCAUAAGAAUAUUGUAACCUGCAGAGAAAUCCAGAGGGAGGGAAAAAAAUCAGGUUGGCUCAGGCAUACGUUGUAUUUUGAGUCUUAAAUAAAGCUAUGAAAAGAUCAA